Rodentolepis nana is the source of this 1356-nucleotide messenger RNA. Lineage: Eukaryota; Metazoa; Platyhelminthes; Cestoda; Cyclophyllidea; Hymenolepididae. The record is from the annotation of a GenBank genome assembly.
AUGUCCUCCAAUCAUCAGCAAGACGGUUUACGUAAUUCCCGAGAUGCCAAUUCUUUAUUUGUUGGUCCUAAUUUUCGAGUCGGAAAAAAGAUCGGUUGCGGAAAUUUCGGUGAAAUUCGAUUAGGCAAAAAUCUCUACACCAACGAGCACGUGGCUAUCAAACUGGAGCCUAUGAAAACACGUGCACCGCAACUGCAUUUGGAGUAUCGCUUCUAUCGCAUGUUGCAGACUGGUAAUGCUGUUGGUUUCCCUAUGGUGUACUAUUUCGGUCCUGUGGGUCGCCACAACGGCCUCGUGAUGGAACUCCUUGGUCCAUCGCUGGAGGAUCUCUUUGAAAUUUGCAAUCGGCAGUUCUCCCUCAAAACUGUUAUCAUGAUCGCCCUACAACUUCUCCAGCGAAUAGAAUAUGUGCAUUCUCACCAUCUGAUAUACCGUGACGUGAAGCCUGAGAACUUUCUGAUUGGCCGACAGUCCUAUGACCGGCACCGCAUAAUCUACAUGAUCGACUUCGGUUUGGCCAAGGAGUAUAUCGACCCAGACACCGGUAAACACAUCCCCUUUAAAGACCACAAAAGUCUCACCGGCACCGCUCGGUACAUGAGUAUCAAUACCCACCUCGGCAAAGAGCAAUCGCGGCGGGACGACCUUGAGGCGUUAGGUCAUAUGUUCAUCUAUUUCUUGCGUGGUUGUCUCCCCUGGCAGGGUCUCAAGGCAGAGAGUCUCCGUGAACGCUACCAAAAAAUCGGCGACACCAAAUGCGCCACUCCAAUCGAUGUCUUGUGCCAGGGCUAUUCCGAAAUGGCUACCUACCUGCGUUACGUUCGAAGUUUGGACUUUUUCGAGGUUCCAAACUAUGAGUACUUGCGAUGGAUCUUUACCGAUCUCAUGAAACGCCAGCGAUGGGAACUCGAUUGGGAGUUUGACUGGUGCUACCGACCCCUCCCCGGUGCUCCUAAAGGCAGUGUACAGCAUCAGAAUAGUAGUGUGCCUGCACCGCCACAAACCGAUCCAAAUCCUGUCGCAGGUCAUUCCACUCAGCAUCCCCCUGCUCCCAAUGCCACCACCGCCCCCUCCUAUUGGUCCACUCAUCAAAGAAAGAUAAUCGACGCUAACGGCGAUGAUAAGCAACUACUCGGAGGCUGCGAUUCCAUUUUGCCUAGUGAUAUGCCACUGGCGGAGGUGGUACCACAACCGCCGCCACAGUCCGGUGGAGCCUAUCAUCCCGCUGGCAACACACAACAAACCCCUUCCAAUGCCGAAAUUGCAGAUCAACAGCAAUUUAAUUUGGCGACCUCUGCUGCUGCAAAUAAGGCUACUGUUGCAGACGCUUCUUCCGGCUCGCAGGCUUGCGGGUAA